UCGGCACCUCUGAUAGGCUCAUCUGGGGGAGGGGCAGAGGGGCGGGGACCGGAUGCGGUUCCUGACCAAUGGGAGGCGAGAGCGGACAUUCAAACCGGGUGACAGUUAUUGGAGACGCGGAGAGUGAGUGAGCGCGCGCGAGAGAGGCGUGGGCAUGGACAACAACAACAUGGGGCGUGUGGACCCUUCCCAACGGCUGGACAGCUUGAAGUACGUGGAGCUGCAGCAUCUGGCCAAGACGCACGGUCUGAAGGCCAACCUGAAGGCUGAUAAAUUGGUAAAAUCUUUAAGAGAAUAUUUUCAACAAGAGAGAAAGAGGGAAUCCAUUCAAGAGGAUGCUGUAACCACUCCUGCCAGCAAUGGUACUGAUGAGGAAACCAUGAGUGAUGCAGAGGGAAAGGAGGAUGGUAUUUGUGUGACUCAGCGGCGAAGUGUAGAGAGGCAGCUGAGUGCAGGGCACACAGACAGUGCCAAUGAAACUGCUGCCACCGCACACCCACCACUACCUGCUCAGGAACCCUUGGUCGCCUCGCCCGAUCGGGAAGGAUUCAAGAUGAAGAGAAGACAAAGGAAGAGACUCUUGGCCAUUGAGGUAGUGAAGCCUGAAGGAACACCUGGCCUGAACGGCUCAAAUUCCCCAUCUUCACACGCCAGCAAGAGGGCCAGAUGGACCGACACCUCUAGCAAUUCUAAACCUGCUCUUCUGAGAGGCAAGAUCCCUCGAUAUGUAGGAAGAGCUGACAAAGCUGCAUUAAAGGCUGACACUCCAAGUGGCAAAGCUGGGCUGAAGGCUGGCACUCCAGACUGGAAGAAGAUUCAUGAGGCCAAUUUCAAUAAGAUGGAGUCGAUCGACAAGUAUGUGGAGCGAAAACGCAGGCGCAUCGAGGCCUUUGGGAACUCGAUCAAACAAGUCAAGCCUGUGAGUGGCCCGGAGCAGCCGACCAAAGCUCUCCCAGUACUGGCAGAGCGUCGGCGCUCACCACGCACCAGCAACUCCAUGGUCACCGGCAACGCCAGUAACACUGGUGCCAGCUCCACCUUCAAGCCUUCCAUCUUCACUGUCACUAAAAUGAACGUCAGAUUCACAGCUGCUACUGAAGGCAAGGAGAGCAAGCUGUCUCUGAUCAAGACUCCGGCGAGGCGAUCUCCCCUCACACAUCCUGUGGACACACCAGGCAGCUCACAGCGGCGAAAGAUCAAAGACUCUGUGCCCAAAACAAACCUGCCCAAGACCUCUGAAGGGAUCACACCAUAUACGUUCUGUGGGAACGCCACUCCCGGCACCAACAAAAAGUUUGACUUGAAGGAGAGCCUGUCUCGCCCACUGUCCUACCAGCCCCACAAAGGCAAGCUGAAACCCUGGGCCGAAGCCAAGGAGAAUGUGAGCAGUCACUCUCAUUGCAAGGAUUACAAGCAGCUAAAGUUACAGACCAGGGCGGAGCGGCGUGAGCAACAUGUGGAGGGACGGAAAGAGAAGAAGAGGCGGCUAGUGGGUGCUCGGCGGGGGCUGGUGAUGGCCUGAGGCUCUGCUCGGAUCCACAACGUGUAGAUAUGUUGAUAUUUGCCAUUGACCUCUCUCUCUCUCUUUUUUACAAAAAACUUGGAAGUAUUUUGCAAUGGAACUGUCUAUUUUACAUGUUGAUCAAUGCUUUUGAUCUCCCCCUGUUCUUGCUGUUGAAACUAAAUGUAGUCGCGCUUUUGUACUCUGUAUUAAAAUUUUCACAUUAAAAAUAUCCCAAAAAGA
Callorhinchus milii (elephant shark) is the source of this 1744-nucleotide messenger RNA. It is a transcript of the gene nusap1, whose product is annotated as nucleolar and spindle associated protein 1. The record is from RefSeq and is a predicted model, not a curated record. Gene Ontology annotation, cellular component: nucleolus; mitotic spindle; microtubule. NCBI's taxonomy places the organism in Eukaryota, Metazoa, Chordata, Chondrichthyes, Chimaeriformes, Callorhinchidae. Gene Ontology annotation, molecular function: microtubule binding. Gene Ontology annotation, biological process: mitotic chromosome condensation; establishment of mitotic spindle localization; mitotic cytokinesis. Bases 155 to 1522 code for a protein of 455 amino acids. The transcript has 11 exons.